UGAUGAAUUCGGCGUAAGGUACGAUGUUAUGGGAAGCUGCAGAUGCACAGUAAAGAGAGGGUGAGAAAUGCAAAAGAAGAGGACCCUGGGUGCUAACAGGCAGAGACACCAUUGUAGGAAAAUUUGAGCAGACCUCUGUCCACCAUGUUUCCCUGGAGGACAGUCAUUGUUGGUCUUUUCUACUGCUACAUCAAAGCAGGUGUCACCCACUGUCAGACCAAAGCCCUCUUCCCUGCUGCAAGCAGAAUAAAAAGAGGGGUGGCGACUGUGGCGAACCCAACUUUCCACAACUCCUUUGAUGAUGUUCAUCUGCUAUUUGAGAUCCUACUGACUGGCAUUCACUUUGAGGCCAGUGGAGAGUUUUCAGUCAAUGAUGCUGAGGUGAAUUCCCUUCGCAAGACACGAAACCUGGAGGUCAUCUGUGAAGAGAUCAUUCCCAAGAAGCUAUCAGACAUUUUAAGGCUCAUUUCUGGCCUUUCAAAUCAUACUGGUCACCUGCAUCAGGACGACUUUGAGCGCACUUUGUUGACCUUGGUGUACAUCACCCAGCAGAUGGUCAGUUCAACUACUAAACACCAACAAGAUGUUUGGGCAGAAGCUUUUGUUAGCUUGUACAAAGCCAUCAAGCAGGAUCUGACAGAGACAAACUGAACCUACACAGGUACUGCUACACAAUGGCUCCAUGUUGGUGUUCAAUAGUUUAAUAUGCAUAUAGGGGAAAAACUCUUUUUUUGAAAAAAAUAUCCAUUGAAAUGAGUGGGUGGUCCUGGUUUGUGCACUGAAGAAACAUCAUCUCUUGACUGCUGACGGUUAUAAGGAGCCUGAGAGAAAAGUCUUGUCAGAAAUAUGUAAAGUGCAUGGACUGAUAAUGAAACGAUGAUUAAAAUACUGACUGUCACAGCAAAAGUUGAUACAAACAUGAGGUACUGUAUAUACAUGGAACUAUACAUCGGAUCUGUAUGUUGAAUGCGGCAUUGGACAUCAUGGAUUCAUUUACAUUCACAUGUCUUUUCAGUGUUUGUUCAAAAGCACCUGGGUGUGAUCACACUCUAAGACUGCUACAAGAAUACAAUAACAGAGAAAACAAAUAAAACAUCAAGAUUUAAACCAGAGAAAUGACUGUUGAAAAUCACUGUUCAUACUCAACAGUGUUGUGCCUUGUAUGCUAAUUCCUGUGCAGAAAAAUGUCUCCAAGAUUACAUGUAUUUCUAUGAUCAACAAUUUACGAAAGGUCUACUAAA
This is a messenger RNA of Toxotes jaculatrix (banded archerfish), 1241 nucleotides long. Its product is annotated as protein FAM180A-like. The record is from RefSeq and is a predicted model, not a curated record. NCBI's taxonomy places the organism in Eukaryota, Metazoa, Chordata, Actinopteri, Toxotidae. The coding region runs from base 145 to 651 and encodes 168 amino acids. The transcript has 3 exons.